CCUGCUCAUUGAUUAGAGAAGCAUGUUGUUGCUCGUUAAAGGCGCUGCAGAUGAGUUUAUUAGCUCCGUGAACAAUGCCAUUUAUUGUUGAUAUGAAGCUUAUACCAACGCAUGAGAAUAAUAAAUGCACCAACGAAUAUCAAUGUAAGUUUGUCGCUGCAAUUUAGUAUCAGGUGAACAGAUCAUUGUUUGUUUUAUUCGGAGUGUGUUAAAGUAGCAAGUAUAAUUUGCUGUCUGAGCAAGUAUAAGGCAGCGACUUGUAAACUAAUUUCCCUUCCCCGUCUAAAGCGAAAACUCACUUUGAAGAGAUGGUUCAUUUAUCAAGAAGUACCUAGAGGGGACGUUUUGGGAGGGGCGUGGACGUGAUCUUCCUCUGCACCGACAGAGGUUGGAAGCUCUUAAAAACCAAUAAAAGAACACUCUUAUUUGUUCCUGAGACGCCGGAACGAGGGUCAUAAACGCAUCCCUUUGAAGCGGCGCCGAAGAAGCCGCGAGUCUCCACCUCCCGACCCGCAGCCAGUGUUGAUGCGCUGGGGAACACAGAGGCCUCCCGCACCACGGCGGGUAUACUCGCUGGCAAACUGGGCAGCCCAGCAGAGUAGCAGCGAGCCCGCGAAGAAUUCGCACGGUUCCCGGUGUCUCUGCAAGUGGUGCUUCUAACGAGGACACUUUUGUACAAAGCAAAGAGGGUGGGGCGAGUUCUUAAACCCCUUACAUCAUACAGAGAAAGUUUCUCGAAACGUUUCUUUUGAACAUCCGCACAGUCUUAUCUCAACGAACUCGCGCGGACUGGAAAGAGAUCAUCGCAGUAAACAAGCUGAGAGUCAGCCUGCGAAAGGGGGCAUUCUCGCGUCCUCUUGGGUGCCUGCUAGCCUCACACGCCGAUGCGAACUAAACUUGCUCUUCACGAGUCUGUCUCAAGGCGGUUCAAAGCGGGGCCUUGAUUCGAGAACUGAAUCAGUUGGGCGGACAGAGUUUCAGCGGAGUUUGUGGUGUGUGUCCGAAGGGAAAUGGUGGCUUUACACCUCCUGAAAGCAGCCUUCUCUUACCUGGUACUGACACUAUUCUUUCCUGAACUGUAUGAUGCUUCAUCUCUACACUACUCAGAGGGAGCGCUCAACAAACCCAUUGAGAAGAUCCUUGGGAAGUUUAGCAAAGAUUUUCAAUGUCACCAUAUGUUAAAGCACCUGUACAAUGGAGCUAGGAUCACUGUACAAAUGCCACCCCAAGUGGAGAGCCACUGGGUCUCCACAAGCUGUGAGGUAAGACCUGGCCCAGAAUUCAUUACCAGAUCCUAUAGAUUUUACUCCAAUAAUACCUUCAAAGCUUAUCAGUUUAAUUACGGAGACAAUCACUGUACGCAACCAACCUACACACUGGUGAUCAUGGGAAAUCUCCGACUGCGCCAGGCUUCCUGGAUCAUUCGAGGGGCAACUGAAGCAGACUAUCAACUCCACAGGGUCCAGGUCAUCUGCCACAGUAAGCAGAAGGCAGAGGAACUGAGCCACAGGUUGAACAGGUCGUGCCCGGGUUUCUUGCCAGGACAGAAGACAUGGGAGCCCAACGUGCGAUAUGACCUGGAGGGUGAGGAAGGUGGCUGCGAUUGUUUCCGAGCUCUGAAUUUUGCCAUGCAUGAACUGCAGCUCCUUCGGGUGGAAAAGCAACACCUCCACCACAAUCCCGAGCAAGUGGUGCAAGAGUUGUUCCUGGGGGACAUCCACACUAACUGGUCGCAGAGGAUGUACAGCCGACCCUCCAGCUACCAGCCCCCACUGCAGGACGCUAAGAACCAUGACCAUACCUGUGUGGCCUGUCGCAUAAUUUACCAAUCCAAUGAGUUUCACCCUCCUAUUUUACCCCCGAAGGCAGACCUGCCUGUGGGACUACAUGGCCACUGGGUGAGUCAACGUUGUGAGGUGCGGCCUGAGGUGCUCUUUCUCACCCGUCACUUCAUAUUUCAUGACAACAACAACACAUGGGAAGGACAUUACUAUCAUUUCUCAGACCCGGUGUGCAAGCACCCAACUUUCACCAUCUAUGCCAGAGGCCGAUACAGCCAUGGAAUUCCAUCUACAAAAGUAAUGGGAGGAACAGAAUUUGUGUUUAAAGUGAACCACAUGAAGGUGACUCCAAUGGAUGCAGCUACUGUGUCACUCUUGAACGUUUUUAGUGGCAAUGCAUGUGGGGCUGAGGGAUCAUGGCACAUUGGAGUAGAGCAAGACGUUACGCACACCAAUGGCUGUGUGGCCCUGGGGAUAGGUCUUCCCCAUACAGAAUACGAACUCUUUAAGAUGGAACAGGAUACUAAAGGUCGAUACCUGCUCUUCAAUGGACAGAGACCUAGUGAUGGAUCCAGUCCAGACAGACCAGAAAGAAGGGCUACAUCUUAUCAAGCUCCUUUAAUCCAGUGUGCUGUAUCUGUAGAUGGAUUGGAUGGGUCAUUGGAAGGUAGCAAUCAAAGCAGACAGUCCAACAAUGGAUCAGUGAGAUAUCACCAUUCUACAGGUGCAGUAGUUGUACUGUUUAUUUGCAUGGUUAUGCACAUCUUCAGCUAAGCACAGUCUAUGACCAAUGGAAAACUCAGUAAAUAGAGUUUUUUUCUUCAUUCAGACAGUUUAUUUACUUGGCACAUUUUAAUGGCUGGCUAAAUACUGUUCCUCUGGCGAAGGUGUCAGUAUGAACUUUCCACUUUGAACUCCCUCCAGUCAAUUGCAGGCAUGGAACGAGUAGCAUCUACUGCACACAGUAACAGCACUUUAUUAUGAUGGAAGAUUUUAUCCAGCUCGCACUGUAAAAAAUGUACAUAGUUUGCCAAGUAACAUCAUCUGCGGCAUUCUCCUCCUGGUGACUGUGUCUUGGGUAACUCUGGAAGGUAAUUUUAAAUAGAAAAUUGAGAAAUUACUUGUAUAUUUAAAAUCAGAAGUUUCAACAUGCAAACUCUAGAGCUGUAAAAACAAAUGAUGGCCAAGAAAAAAAGAAACUUGUUAAGUAUGGUAGUUUUGAAAAUACUACCUCCUCAUUUUAUUUUUGCUUAUAAGGAUACAAGUAAAAAUUGUCCAAUUUCUAUGAAAAUAGUAAUGUUUCUGCUCUGGAUGUUGUGUGGCACUUGAAUUCAGUUGCUUUAUUGAAAAUCUAGAUGUAGGUUUGGCAUUAUUUAUAUUCUAAGGCAACAGAUGUUUCUACUAGUGUAUUCUUAACCUCUUGCAUAAUUAAUUUUUUGUAAAUGCUUAAUGUAUAUUCUAAAAUCACAUUUUUCAAAAGUGCAUUUGGGCAAUAAGAUUAUAACUAAAUCAUUAUAAUGUGGUUUAAACAUGUUCUGAUUUACACAGUUGUCUGUUUAUUAUUCCCUUAUAUAAAAAGCUUCAAAUUAAAUCAAGGUACUUGAAAAUUGUUCUUAAAUGCACACAGUAUCAUGUUGGGAGAAAACACCUACUUAUUUUAAAAGAUGCAUUAUGGCCUCAGUGUUAAUCCAAUGAAAUACUAAAUAAUGUAAUGCCAUGAAUUAUUUCAAGUUUUAGAAGCAGCUAGUGGGCUCUUUGUAGGAGUGAAUA
Hypanus sabinus (Atlantic stingray) is the source of this 3551-nucleotide messenger RNA. RefSeq names its product protein APCDD1-like. The coding region runs from base 1011 to 2555 and encodes 514 amino acids. Gene Ontology annotation, molecular function: Wnt-protein binding. Gene Ontology annotation, biological process: negative regulation of Wnt signaling pathway. The transcript is spliced from 5 exons. Gene Ontology annotation, cellular component: plasma membrane. NCBI's taxonomy places the organism in Eukaryota, Metazoa, Chordata, Chondrichthyes, Myliobatiformes, Dasyatidae. The record is from RefSeq and is a predicted model, not a curated record.